This is a messenger RNA of Populus trichocarpa (black cottonwood), 3727 nucleotides long. Its product is annotated as glutenin, high molecular weight subunit 12. Bases 71 to 3082 code for a protein of 1003 amino acids. Gene Ontology annotation, biological process: cytidine to uridine editing; mitochondrial mRNA modification. The record is from RefSeq and is a predicted model, not a curated record. The transcript has 7 exons. Lineage: Eukaryota; Viridiplantae; Streptophyta; Magnoliopsida; Malpighiales; Salicaceae. Gene Ontology annotation, cellular component: mitochondrion.
GAGAGGGAGGGAGAGGGAGUCUAGAGCCUUUCAUUUCAGUCUAAAACCCCUCCAAAACCCUAGCAUAGCUAUGGCGCAACGACUGCUCCGCCUCCGUCGAGCCCUAACCCCAUUCUCUUCUACUCGGCAACGCCCUCCUCUCUCCACUCCUAUCGCAAUCGCACCACCAGCCGCACAGACGCCCCCAAUCAUUUCUCAAUGGCGGGGAUUCUCGGGAACGAGAGUGUCAAUGAUGUCGACGACUGGUUUAGCAGAGAAACAGUACAAGGUAUACGAGGAUGGAGAAGAAAUCGUUAAGAACACAAUUCUGUUCGAAGGCAACGAAUACAUUCACUGGCUGGUGACUGUUGAUUUCCCAAAAGAACCCAAACCCUCUCCUGAAGAAAUGGUCGCUGCUUUUGAACGCAUCUGUGCCCAGGGACUCAACAUCAGUAUUGAGGAGGCGAAGAAGAGAAUGUAUGCUUGUAGCACAACUAUUUAUCAAGGGUUUCAGGUUUCAAUUACGCACCAAGAGGCCGAAAAGUUUAGAGGUGUUCCGGGGGCUGUUUUUGUAUCACCAGAUUCGCGAGUAAAAAAGGAAAAUGGAGGAGACAAGUAUAAAAAUGCAGUAAUCACUCCGAGACCACCCCCAGUUCAAUUUCAGAGAGGUGGAGAAAGGCGCCGUGAUCCAGGCAGAAUUCCACCUAGAUUUGACCAGCCUGAAAGUCCAAUUCCAAAUCAUCAAGGGCCGCAACCCCAGUAUAGUCAGCAAGGGCAUAUGCAAGGAGGUGGUAGUAACUACGGGUCUCAACAAAAUCGUCCACCACAGAAAAAUCAUGGUCCUCCAGGGCUAGGAGGAACAGUGCCGAUGAACAAUAGGGAUUAUGCCACUGGAGGAAGGAACACAUAUCCAGGACAGCAAGGAAAUCACGAUCCCCCAGGACAGCAAGGUUACAACCAAGGACAGCAGGGGAAUCAUUAUGACCCAGACCAAAGGAGCUUUCCACAAGGAGAUUGGAGGAGGGAUCAUGGAUCUCCUGGGCAAAGAGAUUAUAGGGGAGACAACUGGAAUUAUUCUCCCACCCAUGGUGGAAACUAUGGGCAAGGUGGAAAUACUAGCUAUGGACAACGUCACCCAGGUGAAGGUCAGAGGUCCGCACAAAUGGAGCUGAGGGGCAUGCAAGGAGAGCAAGGGAACUAUGCACCAAUGGGACAACCAGGGUGGUCAAACCAAUACAGUCAACAAGGGCACAUGCAAGGAGGUGGUAGUUGCUACGGGUCUCCACAAAAUGGUCCAUCACAGCAAGAUCAUGGUCCUCCAGUGCUAGGAGGAAGGAUGCCAAUGAACAAUAGGGAUUAUGCCCCUGGAGGAAGGAACAUGUAUCCAGGACAGCAAGGUUACUUCCAAGGACAGCAGGGAAAUCAUUACCCCCCAGGACAGCAAGGUUACAACCAAGGACAGCAUGGAAAUCGUUAUUCCCCAGGUCAGCAAGGUUACAACCAAGAACAGCAGGGAAAUCAUUACCCCCCAGGACAGCAAGGUUACAACCCAGGACAGCAUGGAAAUCGUUAUCCCCCAGGUCAGCAAGGUUACAACCAAGGACAGCAGGGAAAUCUUUACCCCCCGGGACAUCAAGGUUACUUCCAAGAACAGCAGGGAAAUCAUUACCCCCCAGGACAGCAAGGUUACUUCCAAGAACAGCAGGGAAAUCGAUACCCCCCAGGACAGCAAGGUUACAACCAAGGACAGCAGGGAAGUCAUUACCGCCCAGGACAGCAAGGUUACAACCAAGGACAGCAGGGAAAUCAUUAUGCCCCAGACCAAAGGAGCUUUCCACAAGGAGAUUGGAGGGAUCAUGGACCUCCUGGGCAAAGAGAUUAUAAGGGAGACAACUGGAAUUAUUCUCCCACCCAUGGUGGAAACUAUGGGCAAGGUGGAAUUCCACCAAGAUUUGACCAGCGAGAAAGUCCAAUUCCAAAUUAUCACGGGCUGCAACCCCAGUAUAGUCAGCAAGGGUGUAUGCAAGGAGGUGGUAGUGCAGCCCAGUAUAGUCAGCAAGGGUGUAUGCACGGAGGUGGUAGUAACUACGGAUCUCAACAAAAUGGUUCACCACAGCAAAAUCAUGGUCCUCCAGGGCUAGGAGGAAGGAUGCUGAUGAACAAUAGGGAUUAUGCCCCUGGAGGAAGGAACAUGUAUCCAGGACAGCAAGGAAAUCAUGAUCCCCCAGGACAGCAAGGUUACAACGAAGGAGAGCAAGUAGGUGGUAGUAACUACAGGUCUCAACAAAAUGGUCCACCACAGCAAAAUCAUGGUCCUCCAGGGCUAGGAGGAAGGAUGCUGAUGAACAAUAGGGAUUAUGCCCCUGGAGGAAGGAACAUGUAUCCAGGACAGCAAGGAAAUCAUGAUCCCCCAGGACAGCAAGGUUACAACGAAGGAGAGCAAGUAGGUGGUAGUAACUACAGGUCUCAACAAAAUGGUCCACCACAGCAAAAUCAUGGUCCUCCAGGGCGAGGAAGGAUGCCGAUGAACAAUAGGGAUCAUGCCCCUGGGGAAAGGAACACAUAUCCAGGACAGCACGGAAAUCGUGAUCCCCCAGGACAACAAGGUUACAACCAAGGAGAGCAGAGAAGUCAUUACCCCCCAGGACAGCAAGGGUACAACCCAGAACAGCAGGGAAAUCAUUAUCCCCCAGGACAAGGUUAUAACCAAGGACGGCAGGGAAAUCAUUACCCCCCAGGACAGCAAGGUUACUUCCAAAGACAGCAGGGAAAUCAUUAUGACCCAGACCAAAGGAGCUUUACACAAGGAGAUAGGAGGGAUCAUGAAUCUCCUGGUCAAAGAGAUUACAGGGGAGACAACCGGAAUUAUUCUCCCACCCAUGGUGGUAACUAUGGGCAAGGUGGAAAUAGUAGCUAUGGACAACGUAACCCAGGUGAAUGUCAGAGGUCUGCACAAAUGGAGCAGAUGGGCAUGCAAGGAGAGCAAGGGAACUAUGCACCAUUGGGACCACCAGGGUGGUCAAACCAAGUGAGGACGAAGAAUGGUUUACUGACCUUGCAUGCAUGCAUGACUUGUAGAUUUGUUUAUCGGAAGAUAGAUUAAAAUGUCAUCUUGUGUAGCUAGGUUAGCCCCUGACUGCUUACAAGUUAGAUUACUGGGAAGUUUUAUCAUCAAGAGUUUAGUGGUUACUAUUCUUCAAUUACCAAUAGAUCUCCUGGGAAACUCUGCGUGCUUGAAAGUGAAGUACACUGAUGAAAUGUGAGGAGAAGAAGCUGAACACCAUCAGUUUUUGUGAAAAUGUACAGCUUUAAGAAAGAGUUGAUUCCUUUUUGCCCUGCACCAUAUCAUCUUAUUUCUCUCGUCUUUAUUGGGUUGUGCAUGGAAGAUACUGAGAAGACUGAUGGUUCUCUGAGGUGGAAGUAAGAAUGGACUUGUAAUUCACUUUCAUCUUUCAAUUUUCAUUCUCACGAGACACAUGAAAUGAAUUGUCGAUGACUGGUUUGGUGAACAGGCUUGCCUUCAUGAGACUAGGAAAGUAGGAAAGCGGUAUUUUUCCCAUCUAUUUAACUGCUUGAGCUUUUUAGCGAGGUUGCUUGGUCAUGGCAUAUCUUCUACCACAAGCGUGCAAUCUGUCAUCUGUGUUUCAACUUUUUCCUGCCUUUUAAUAGAAGCUACUACGGAGGGGUAUAUGUUGUGGAAAGGAUUCCUAGCUAAUUUAUAACAAAAGACGAAAAGGCUUCAACAUUA